Messenger RNA from Drosophila subpulchrella, 4135 nucleotides. RefSeq names its product membralin. The record is from RefSeq and is a predicted model, not a curated record. NCBI's taxonomy places the organism in Eukaryota, Metazoa, Arthropoda, Insecta, Diptera, Drosophilidae. Gene Ontology annotation, cellular component: endoplasmic reticulum. The coding region runs from base 145 to 2946 and encodes 933 amino acids. Gene Ontology annotation, biological process: positive regulation of ERAD pathway; response to endoplasmic reticulum stress. The transcript is spliced from 13 exons.
AAACAGCAGUGCGAUUAAUAUAACUUGUGUUGAUUCUCUCUGAGAUUAAGAUUGAGAUAUUUUGGAAGACCGAGAUCGGAUUGGACUGCGGAAGAGCGGCCAACCAGACGCGGAAGUAACAGCCUUCAACCCCAGAUUCCAGCCAUGGCCGCUGUGCUGCCGGAGAAUGCGGCCGAGAUCGCGGUGGCCAACGCAAUCAAUAACAUCAACGGGAAUGGAAAUGGGAACGGGCGCAACCGAGUGCUACCUGGCGGAUUAGGCGGCGGUGGUGGUGGUGGCCAGAACAACAUGAUGAAUAUGCGGGACAGACUGUUCCAUGCCAUUUACUUUCGGGCGGCGGCUGCCUAUGCGGAGUUGGUUCCACGGAAGGUGCAGCUGACCAUCGAGUUCCUGCUGCUGGCCAAGGCCCUGCUGUUCUUCUUCACGCUCAUCUACGUGCACAACUCCUUCAUCAAGAAUCCCUGCACCUGCCUGCAGGAGAUUAAGAACUGGCCCCGCGAAGGCGUCAUCAGAGUGGAGAUCAUACCCCAUCUGACGGAAAAGCGGGCCAUUUGGCAGGGCAUCAAGCGGGACCAACAAAUAGUGCGCUCCCUCAAGGAUUCCUACUACUACGGCAUUGGUCCGCAAACCCAUCAAAACCACGACAGACUCAAGCGAUACGAGUCCAUUCUGGGCAAGCUGGGCCUGCCCGUCAGACCCACCUUCGCCUACAGCAACGAAUCCCUGUACUACUACUUCGAUGCCAUCAACAUCCUGGACACCUACGACCAUCCCAAUGCCAUACAGCUCAAGAACGAAGAAGAUGAUGAGGAGCAGUACAUUGUGGAAUAUUCGCUGGAGUAUGGCCACCUGCGAUUGUCUUCCUCCACGAGAAAGCGUUUACGCAUCCCCGUGCUCACGGUCCAACUGGAUCCCAAUACGGACAAGUGUUUCGGGGACAGCAUAACGCGUUACCUGCUCAAACGUUUGCUGGGCUAUGAUGACUUACUCAUGGCCUCCGUGAGAACCAUAGCCGAGCAGGAGGAGAACAAGGGCUACUUGCGCAAUGUGAUCACCGGCGAACAUUAUCGCUUCGUGUCCAUGUGGUGGGCAGCCUGGAGCAGCUAUCCGGCUGCCUUUUGUGUGAUGCUGCUAUUUACCUUUUCAGUGUCUAUGCUGCUGCGCUACUCGCAUCACCAGAUCUUUGUUUUUAUAGUCGACCUGCUGCAGAUGCUGGAGUACAAUGUGUCCGCCCGGUUUCCCAUCGCUCCCUUGCUCACCGUCAUUCUGGCGCUCGUAGGAAUGGAAGCCAUCAUGUCGGAGUUCUUUAACGACACCACCACGGCCUUCUACAUCAUACUGAUUGUCUGGAUUGCGGAUCAAUACGAUGCCAUCUGCUGUCACACGAGCAUCACCAAGCGUCAUUGGCUCAGAUUCUUCUACCUGUACCAUUUCGCGUUCUAUGCGUAUCACUACCGCUUCAGUGGACAAUACAGGACGCUGGCGCUGCUCUCCUCGUACCUCUUCACCCAGCACUCGAUGGUGUUCUUCUUUCACCGCUACGAGCUGCCGGCCAUCAUGGCCCAGCACCAGGUCUUCAUCAUCACACGCAAUCAGGGAGCAGCAGCAGCAGCAGCAGCUGCGGCAGCUGCAGCGGGAGGAGGAGCAGGAAACGGAGGAGCACCAGCAGCUGCAGGAGAACCAGGAGCUGGAGGAGGAGGAGCUGGAGCUGGAGUCGUUGGCCAGCCUGCGUCCAUGCAACGUGCCCGACUCAUAGUCACUCGACUCUUCAGCCAACUUGCAGCACAACGUCAGGGGCAACAGCAACAGCAGCAGCAACCGAAUCAGGAGCCGCAGCGCCCACCGGGACCCACUGCCGCCGUGGGCGUGGCCUUGGCCAACCUGAGAAGACUGCCCGUGGUGGGCCAGUGGCUGCAGGGUCGCGAGCAAUUCGCCACCGUGCGACGCGUCUUUCUGGGACACGGCGGCAACGCACGCCUGAUGCAGGUGCGUCUGCAUCGUAUUAACGUGGCUGACAUACCUGGCUUGCGCAAUCAGGUGGCAGCGGCGAUGGCAGCAGCCGGGGCGGUCCAAGUUGGCGGAGCAGCGGCGGCGGUGGAAACUGAUGAACCCACCAGCGGCAGCGAUGUUGCAACUACAGCAGCAGCAACAACGCCAACAGCAACCCAUGCUGCAGAUGUCGAAACAAAUCAGGGACGCAAGCAGCCGACAACAUCGGGCAUAAAUGAUGCAGUAGCAACGGGAGCGGAAGUAGCUCAAGAUGGGCCGCUGACUCAGGAGGUGGAGAUGGAGUGUCCGGAGCAGGAAAAGCAGGAGGAGCAGCAGGAUGGGGCCUUGUCCAAGACGCUGGAAAAUCUAAAUUCCGUUGCGGCGGAUAUUAUAAAUAUGUCGGAUGAAGGAACUACUGUUGCAGCACCUCCCUCAACGGACAGCACUCAACGAACCCUGAUCCACGCCCACGCCCACACCCAUGUCCAUGUCCAUCAGACCCAGCCAAAGGCGAGGCAAUUAGAAAAUAAUUUGCCAGAGCUGCUGAAAGCGGAGGGGUCACCUCCCCCAGCAUCAUCAGCGGCAUCAGGUGAAAAGCAAAGCUGCCCACUACAAGUCCAGAGCAUUAUGAAUGACCAGCAGCAUGGGCAGCAAAACAAACCGGACGAGCCCGCGACGGGAGCAGCUGCCACGUCAAAACAAUCCUCUCUGCCAGGAGCAACAGGGGUAGCAGCCGAAGCUGGAGCAGGGGCAGCAGCCAGGCCAAUGAUGGAUGACAGGCAAACAGUUGAUUUUAUAGAAGGCGACAGCCCAACGUCAGCAGCAAAUUGCCAACUCAAUGCUGGCACAAACCACAAGGCACAGGAGGAGCAGCAGCUAAUGAAAACUUCACAACAUACAUCAAACCAAGUGACAACGGCAGCAGCAGCGGAAACGGCAGUAACAUCAUCAGAAUAGGCAAGGCACUAGUGGCGAGCCCCCCCGAAAAACAAACCCAACCAUCCCGAAAAUAGCUACCCACAUAACAAGAUGUUAUACAUAAAAGAGCUAGUAAAUUUUUAGAUAAUUUGUCUGGUGUACUUAUGUCCGGAGAUCAACCACGACUCACGACGCCCCCGCUUGGAUGAUGAGUGUGUGUGUGUGAAUGUCUGCUGAAAUCUGCAAGGAUUCGGAUGGAUGGAUAAGGGAAUGGAUGGGUAGAUGGUAUUUCUCCGAAACGGGGCGACACGAGAGUGUGGUGUGCUUGAGCUUCGACUACAAAACGAGUGACGGAAACGCGUAGUUGACCUGCUUGCACCUGCAGGGAAAAGUCAGGAUAUACAUACAUAUAUUAAUAAUGUUGCAAGCCUUUUUAAUUAGCCAAAUACGUGAGAAGCCGCAACACACGUACGGCUACAUACAUAUAUCAGCAGCCACACAAUGCACACACAACACAAGCUAGUCGCGUUUUAAACUUAACUUUUUUGCCCAUCUUUGUUUGCCCUCGUUAUUGAGAAAAAUGCGUUGAACAUUUUUAAUUAACUUUGUAGCUCCCUUUAACCCACGAACCCCUAGCUCCGCCUAGAAUCCCGCCCAGACCCGCCUCCAAACCGGACGGACAAACAGCCGUAAGCCCUUCCGGCCGAUAAAAAAGUCGAUCCUCCUGCUGUUUGCCCCAGCUUUUCGCUUUAACUUUGUGGAAAACCAUAGAAUUGUCAAGUGUAAUAUAUAUAUAUUGUUUGUCAAAUAUAAUUUAAAAACCUCAAAAAAAAGGCAUCACACGCAAAAAACACUGUGAAUAUUCAUGAAAAAAAAAAGAAACAAUAUCGUUGAAUGUUUGACAUAAUAAUAAUGAUAAAACAACAUCUGUGAAAUCCUCUUUGGUAAUUCUAUUGUUUUUGCUUUCUUUUAAGUAUAACCCUAAUUUGUACAAGGUAUUUGAUUGUAGCUCUGAUCUGAUUUGAUUUGAUGUGAGAUUGAGUGAGUGUGGCCACGAUGUUUGUAGAACUAUUCAAUAAGCAAUGGAGGUCGAUAUCGAAGUUCGCGAACGGUUUAUAAUUCUUAACUUUACACACUAAACUAAUACUAGUAGCUAUGACUAUUUGCUAUUGCUAAAAAAAAAAUGUUAUUUCUAAAUGUGUAUAAGAAAUAUACAACAAAAAUCAAG